AUGUUGUGGGAGGUCAGGGACACUGAUGAUGUCUCUGGCUCCCAUAGCUGUGGAAAAUGUGUACACAUUCAGCUUCUGAAGAAGCGUGUUGCAGCACUGAAGAAAGAACUAGGUGAUCUCAGGCUCAUCCGAGAGAAUGAGAAUUUUCUGGACAGGACCUUCUGCGAGGUCAUUACUCCGAGCAUACCAGAAGAGAGAAGGGAGAUGACGAUGAUGAAGGAAGUGAUGAUUCAAGUACAAGAGACCCCAGGGGAAGUGCCUCUCGUGAACAAGUUGAAUCUCUUGGAAACUGUCGAGACCGACGACACUGCCAGUCCAAGAGGCAGACAGAUCUGCCAAUUGAAAAUUGGCGUAGAGGCACAGUCGAGGAGUCAGAUAUCAUGCAGAGUCGUGCAUUAUUAUUAUUUAUGCAGGUUUGGGAAACAUUUCGAAUUAACGCUCCUGUGGCAGAGCAUUGUCUUAAUAAUCACUAUGCUGGCCUUGCUACACUUGUGUUGCACUGUACAGAGUUCAUCCAGAAUGAGCACCAGUAGACACCUUUUUACAGAUUUUGAUCCAAGAUAUUUUUGGGCGUGGAGCCGCUUCCUUGAUUACAUCCAGUUUUGUUUAACAUUCACUGUGUUGUGCCUCCUUAUUACGUACCUGCUUAUUGACUCUGAACUUUACGUGGAAAGUCUUGGCUUCUCAGCUGUCCUCAUUGAAGCCAUGUUAGGAAUGCCUCAGCUUUUGCAGAACUUCAAGAACAAGUCAACAGCAGGAAUGAGUGUGAAGAUGGUGUUGUUGUGGACCCUGGGUGAUAUCUUUAAGACAACCUACUUCAUUAUUAAUGCAACUCCAGUACAAUUCUGGAUUUGUGGAACUGUUCAGAUUUGCAUUGACAUUGCAAUUUUCUUUCAGGUGUUCAUCUAUGGACAAGGAGAUCAUGAAAAAUAUAUGUAACAAGAUUGCAUAGUGACAGAGAAUGGCUGCCUGGGUAGCAAAAUAUGAUGCACAGUGUGGCUUUAAUAUGUUUUUCUUGCCAUUUCUAUGGAAGAAUAUCUUGUGCUAUCACAGUAUUGAAAGUAUCCAAAGUGCCUUAACCAAAAAACAACUUCUGCCAUAAUUUAUUUCCUGUUGCUGUCCAAACUUUCCAAACAUAAACCAAAUCAUACUUCCAACAUGUAUGAAGAUGUCUUUAAAUGUCUCAUCACUUAGCUAUCAGCCAAUGAGAACAGCAGCAACAAGAACAGAGAAGUAUUCACCAUUGUAAAUGAUGCAUUAAGGUCUGACAUGAUGAUUGUCGCAUGUUUAUUUGAAAUACUGAAAAUAGUCUUGUUUGAUGACCUCUCCACUGUUUUAUUCCAUUUCUACUUUCUCUUUGUAUUUCAUUGUCUUCUUUUAAAAAAAUCAAUUAUGCAGCUUUAUACUUGGCCAUUCCCCAAGCAGUAUAUUGGUUAGUAAUCAGCCAUUUGGUACAGCAACUAAACAUGAAAUUUAAUUUGGUAUAAUAUAAAUGCGCAGUGAAGCCUUUGAGUGAAUAAUUGGAAUAGUAACCUUGAAUAACGAGUGUCAUAAAAAUGGGCAUCAUUGCUGAAAACAGUUCAGAUUCUAAAACCUAUUUUUAUUGGAAAAGUGUUUUAAAAGAUAUUUCCAGCUUAGUCAGAUAUUUGUUUAAGUACCCUAAAGGAAAAUAAAGCCUCCUUUUUGCCAAACUGUUAAGACAACAAAAAGAACAUUCUGUUAUAAAAAACUAACUCUUAUUUAGAUACUAAUUUAACAGUUCAACAUAAAUACACUCAUUGUACCACUUCUGGCUCAAAAAUACUCUACACAUUGUGCCUCGAGCAAUACUUCAGUCAUUAGAUCCAAAGCUUGUUUUCUUUUGAAAUAUUUCUUGUCUGUCUGAGAUGGAAUUUAGGGAUUUUUUUUUCUUUUAUGUUCAGAGGUGACUGUCUGCCUCCAGUUUGCAGAAAAGAUGUAUGUGUGACUGUGCUGCCUUCCUGCAUUUGCCAAUGUGAGAACCAGGUCAAUGCAAGCCUUAGCCUCAUUAAAAUGCGAUGCUUGUUAGGCACAGAAUGGCUAUAGAUUGACUUAUGAGCUGAGGUGGCAUAUCAGAUUAGGUCAGUUUGGUGAGACGAGGUGGAUUCUUGAUUCAAAGGUGGGUCUCAAAUGGGGCAGGAGGGCAGCUGAUGGUAGAUUCACAAGGAAUACUGUGUGGAAGUCACUCUGGUUUGUUGGAUUGUUUUGUAAACUGCUACCAGGGGUCUCCUAAGAACUGCACUGAUUAGGCUUCAUAGCACCCCCUACCAGUGGUGCAUACCUAAAAGUUACCAUUGAGUCCCAGAGCCAGCCAUUUCUCAUACUCACACAUUCUCCUGCCUGUUUCAGGUGGGCAGCAUAUUCACACAAUAGGUGGGCUGCCUGAAAAUUCCAUUGGAUCACUCCCAGCCAACUCCCACUCCCACCCAUCAAACUGAUUUUCAAUUGCUGGCCAUUUCUUUUUCCAGCAAAGAAAGGACAGCCAACAAUUGAGAUUCGCCCUCAAUAUUUCAGAACAAGGGCUCUCAGAGUCAUAAGUGUGGUGCUGGAAAAGCACAGCAGGUCAGGCAACAUCCAAGGAGUAGGAAAGUUGACAUUUUGGGCAUAAGCCCUUCAUCAGCCUUCAACGGCUUUCAGAGUUAUGUAUGAGCAUUGUUUUUUUUUAUUUUGCUUCUAACACUCACUUUAAGCUGUGAGCAAAAAUUGGAAAGAAAUAACAAAAAAGAAGUCUAAUAAAACACUGGGACUACAGUAGCACAUGAAUACUGUGGCAAUGGGAGCAGGUUAGAUGCUGCAAACGUACAGCAAGGAACUCACUGCCUUACUUACCAAAGCUUAUGCAAGGCACAAGUUCAGUGUGUGAUGAGACAUCCCCCUUUUACCUGGAAGAGUGCAGCACCAACAGCAUUCAACUAGCUCUUCACCAUUUAGACAAAGCAGUCCAAUCAUCAACAUUUUCUCCCUCUACCACCAAAGCAGAGUGGUAGUGGUGCGUAGCAUCUACAAGAUGCAUGGUAGCAAUUCACUCAGAUCUUUAGCUAGCAUGCUCCAACACAUGAUCUCUACUACCUAGAAGGAUAGAGGAAGCAGAUACAUGGGAAAACCAUCAUCUGCACCACCAUCUGCCAACUUGGACACUUGGAUGCCAUGCUAGCUUGGAACUUUAUCAUGUUCCUUCACUGUCACUGGGUCAAAAUCCUGGAACUUCCUGAAUACUAUUGCUGUGGGUAUACCUACUCCACAUGAACUGCAGCAGUUCAAGAGGUAACUCAUUCCUACCUGCUCAGUGGCAACUAGGGAUAGUAAUAAAUGCUGACCUAGCCAGCAAUGCCCACAUCCAAUGAAUGAAUUAAAUAGAAAUAUUCAGUUUGUCAGCCAGUAGCUGCAGAGAGAAAAAUAUAGUUAACUUUUCAGGCCAAUGACCAUUCAUCAGAACUCAGACUCCACAGUAUUUUGCUUUUUUAUUAACUAAAAGACUGUUACUACUUUAAUUUAUCAGUAUCAGCAUAUUUCCCUUUGCCUUAACUUUUAACAGACCAGAGUACAUUAUGUGGAGUUCUAUUAUCUGAUCAAACUAUUAAUAAGAAGUUAAUUCUAAUUGUGAAAUCCUAAAAUUGUAAUUGCAACAUUUUACUGUUUGAGAAUCCACAUCAAUUUUACCCAUUUCCCUGGUGCUGUUUGAUGUCAUGGUAUCAAUUUGAAAAUAUAACAUUUGUUUUAAACUUCUUUCCAUAACUGAUUAGUUCCUUUACAUCAGGAUAUGAAAUGCAGGAUAUUCUCAGCUGCUUCACCAAAUUAUCAUUAUACCUUUGGGAAGAGUCUGAUGGAUCCAUUUGAAAAAUGCCUAAACAUUUGGGGAAAUCCCAUUUAUCCUUUUUAAGGCUAGACCCUUCCCAACCAGUAUUUCUAAGCAGGUUCAUUUGUGAAUGGGAAGUCAAUGUGUUGUGAGUUCCUCAUUCCAGAUUUCACCAGUGCAAAUUUGGAUGUGAGUAGCCCGUUAUAUGAGGCAUAAGAACCUUCAGUUUGCCAGAGAUGAGGAUUACCAGAGGAACUAGCCCCAAGGGAUCGAUGAAACUGAUAGAAUUGCAUGGGUCUCUGAAGAGCAACACCAUCAUUUCUGAAUGAAGUUUGGUCCUGGGCUUCAUAACCAUCCCCUCUUCUGACCUUCCAGAUGGAAAUCAGUUGAACUUGGCAGGUGCCUAUAGUCAAGCUCAUGCUCCCUAACUUAACCAAGCACCAGCCUACCACUGCAACUGUGAGAGUGUUAGUGCUACACUGUGUCAAUGGUGAAAUACCAGAGUAAUUUUUGCAAUUGAAACAUUUAUAAUUUGGGGGUUCUUACGUCGGCUUUUCAUUUAUUUUCAUCUAUAACAUUUUGCACAAAUAUUUUUUUAAAAGUAUGCUUCCAAUAUAUAUUUAUGUUACAUGAAUAAAGUAGAAUCUACUAGUGCAAUGCAAAAGUUAGUUAGAUGGUUUGUGCAUAGGCAAUUAUAGAUGGUGAAUUUUUUUUCCUCACCAUUCAGAAAGGUUUGAUUUCUUAGUUUAUGCUGUUACAGAAUGUCCUGUCAGUGAUUCUCAGGUUCAGCUUCACUGAAAUCCAGCAGGGCUGGGCGACUUUCUAUUACAUAAUUAAUUAUGUUUUGUGAACAUGAGUCAUACACUGACAGUGAAUUUACCUAAGAUGCCAAUGCCAAUUAUUGUUUUACAGAUUGACUUUGGACUGUUACCUAAUACAUGCAUCCAUAAGUAAAGAUGAUAUUACAUUAACAACUGAAAGAAUGUUAUAUAUUGAUGUGCUUUGUCAUUGAUUGACAUUAAUCCAUCAUUUCUUUUGCCAAAGCCUUUUAAUAAUUUAAGAAUGUUGAUCCUCUUUGGCUGUUUUAAUGUACAGAUUCUUGCAAUAUGCAGAUACAGUUUUCUUGUGUAGUUCCUGUCAGUAUAAUCUGAAACAUGUUGGUUCUAUCCUUUUAAAUGUUGUUCUCAUAAAUAAAUAUCUGCCAUCACUGCAGGAUUGAUUUCACGACCCAUUCUGAAAUUGUAGCCAGGCGCUUAAAAAAAAAAUCAUGUAAAAUGACUAGCUUUAAUAUAACAAUGUAGCAUUUUAGUUCAGCUAUUCAUUCAUUUAUGCAUGAUAGACUUUUACAUUCAGCUUGAUAAUAAUUAAAGAUGCUUUAAUACAGAACAAGUAUUCUUUGAAGGCAUUCCUGAUACAAUGUACAACUUACGGUGACUGAACAAGUUUGUACAUAUUUCUACUGGAUACCGCAGUGAAUUUCAGGCAGUGGCUACUCUCAGAUUUUAGGUUAUACUGACAGAAACAACACAAGACAAAGUUAAGCUAACAUCUGAUUUAUGCCAAGAGAAAUAUCUUGCACAACUAAAACUUAAUCUCAGCUGUGUGAAUCUACAUUAUCUCCAAGUGGUGGUGCUUCACAUCUAGUUUCCACUGAUGAAAUUCUCUGUCAUUUUAUUACUUGGAACAUGUUGUAGAGAAUUUCAGCUACUUAGCUAAUUAUCACUGGCUGAAACAGGAUUGCCAGAACAAACAGUUGGCAGUGAAAAAUCUGAGACUUCCUUGACGAUGUCCAGUUUUGCUUUGUAUGCUGCCAGUAUCACUGGAGUCUAAUCUGUGAGAUAUCUAUGACAUUUCUAGAUUUCUCUGGUUGGAUUCUAUAAUACCACCUGUUGUAUACAACAGAACCAAUGAGCUUUUCCCUAGAGUUAUGUCUCACAGUUCAGUAAGUGUUACUCAGAAGAAUGCAGGAGGUGGUUUUGUGAAGAUGCCAACUUUGCUAACCUUGUCAGAUGAGCUGAUCAUGUUAUUGAGCUACAAUGUUAUCAAUCCUAUCUGUUGAAGCCCAAGCUAAGAUUCUCAGAAUUUCUUCAGAUGUGUGCUCAAACAUUGCAGAUGAGUUUAUAUCAAUCUAUGCAAAUAAGUAUCUUUGUUUCUUUUGAAUCCUGUGGGUCAACAUAACUUUUGAUAAUGUUUAUAUAAACUAUCCUGUUUAUCUUCAAGUACUGUUUUGUAAAGAAGAAAGAAAUUUGUUCAGACAAGUAAAUGUCAUUGUGCAAAAUAGCAGGAGAAUGCUGCAUUUGAUGUCAUGCUUAAUAUUCCAUUGUUAAUAUGGAUAACAGUAUCAGAUUGCUGUAUUAAAGCACUUUGUAAAAAUAUUGAUCUUUGUUCAUAUC
This is a messenger RNA of Chiloscyllium plagiosum (whitespotted bambooshark), 6207 nucleotides long. The record is from RefSeq and is a predicted model, not a curated record. NCBI's taxonomy places the organism in Eukaryota, Metazoa, Chordata, Chondrichthyes, Orectolobiformes, Hemiscylliidae.